CGCGCAAGCGCACUGUGUUGUUCUUAAUGUAAAAAAUUUCUAAAACCAUGCACAGGAAUAUAAAUUAAUAAAUAAAGAUGGAUUUAUUUAAUUUUUUUUUUUACUCAGCUGCUGUGUGCUUGAAAUCCCUUUGCUCAGUUGUAAACUGUUGAUCAGCUGUGUGUUGGUCGGUCCUCUCCUCUCCUCUCCUCUCCUCCCAUCAGGUCUCCUCCAUGCCAUUGAGGUGUUCAGAAGCGCAGUGAAGAUGGCCAUCCAUGUGGAAGGGCUGGUGGCGAUCGUCAUCUUCUACAUGCUGAUCCUCGGCGUGGGAAUAUGGGCCGCCUGGAAGAACAAGAACUCCGGCGUGGAGGAGGGGACGGACCGCAGUGAGACCAUCAUGGUCGGGGGAAGAGACAUCGGACUGUUUGUGGGAGCGUUUACCAUGACCGCUACAUGGGUGGGAGGUGGAUACAUUAACGGCACGGCUGAGUAUGUGUAUCUGCCCGGUUUCGGCUUGGCCUGGGCGCAGGCUCCCUUUGGAUACGCCAUGAGUCUCGUAGUGGGUGGUCUGUUCUUCGCCAAGCCCAUGCGCUCCCGUGGCUACGUCACCAUGUUGGACCCUUUCCAGCAGCUGUACGGAAAGCGCAUGGGCGGCCUGCUCUUCAUCCCCGCGCUCAUGGGGGAGAUCUUCUGGUCCGCCGCCAUCUUAUCAGCCCUCGGAGCAACACUGAGCGUCAUCGUGGACAUUGAUAUUAACAUGUCAGUCAUCAUUUCUGCCCUCAUCGCCAUUUUCUACACACUGAUUGGCGGUGUUUACUCAGUGGCCUACACAGACGUGGUUCAGCUCUUCUGCAUCUUUGUGGGACUGUGGAUCAGUGUCCCGUUUGCGCUGUCGAACCCUGCUGUGUCUGAUAUCGGCCUGACUGCAGCAAACGAGCUCUACCAGGAGCCCUGGCUGGGUUCGAUCGAAAGCAGUGAUAAAUGGAUGUGGGCAGACAAUUUCUGCCUUCUGAUGUUGGGGGGAAUUCCCUGGCAGGUCUAUUUUCAGCGGGUUCUUUCUGCGUCUUCAGCUACCUACGCCCAAGUCCUUUCCUUUCUGGCUGCCUUCGGCUGCAUCAUUAUGGCCAUACCCUCUGUCCUGAUCGGAGCUAUCGGGGCCUCCACAGACUGGAAUCAGACGACCUAUGGGCCAAUCCCUCCUAUGAAGAAAGACGAGUCAGAAAUGAUUCUUCCAAUCGUGUUGCAGUACCUGUGCCCGCCCUACAUCUCCUUCUUUGGGUUGGGGGCAGUGUCUGCUGCGGUGAUGUCAUCGGCUGACUCAUCCAUCCUUUCAGCCAGUUCCAUGUUCGCCAGGAACAUCUACCACCUGGCCUUCCGCCAGUCGGCAUCAGACAGAGAGAUAGUCUGGGUCAUGCGGAUCACAAUCUUUGUUUUUGGCGCUUUGGCAACGGCCAUGGCCCUCCUGACGGGUACAGUGUAUGGGCUCUGGUACCUAAGCUCAGACCUGGUCUACGUGAUCAUCUUCCCACAGCUCCUCAGCGUUCUGUUUGUGAGAGGCACCAACACCUAUGGCUCGGUGGCAGGCUAUGUCUUCGGCAUGAUCCUGCGCAUCGGCGGCGGUGAACCUUACCUCAAACUGCCCCCUUUUAUCUACUACCCAGGCUGGUACAUCAUGGAAAAGGUGCACCACAAAACGGGGGACGUGGAACAUCUGAUAAUGCAGAGGUUUCCUUUCAAGACGGUCUCCAUGCUGGCCUCCUUCCUGGGCAACGUGGCCGUCUCGUACUUGUUCAAGUACUUGUUUGAGAGCGGCAAACUGUCAGCCAAGUACGACUUCCUGGAUGCGGUAGUAGCCAAGCACAGUGCUGAGAUCAUGGACAGGACCACGCUGGUGAACAGGAAUGUUAUCGGGCUGAAUGAGAUGGCGCCGGUGAGGCCACGUCUCAGCGUCACUUUGGCCAGCACUUUCAGCAGGAAGGAAACUCUCACUGAAGAGGAUGAAGAGGACUCCAGCCCAGAGUCUCCUAGUCAUGAAAAUGAGUAAAGACCUUUUCAGUUAGGACAGCACCU
Messenger RNA from Ictalurus furcatus (blue catfish), 2049 nucleotides. RefSeq names its product solute carrier family 5 member 7a (gene slc5a7a). Lineage: Eukaryota; Metazoa; Chordata; Actinopteri; Siluriformes; Ictaluridae. The transcript is spliced from 8 exons. Gene Ontology annotation, molecular function: choline:sodium symporter activity. Bases 245 to 2023 code for a protein of 592 amino acids. The record is from RefSeq and is a predicted model, not a curated record. Gene Ontology annotation, cellular component: dendrite; perikaryon; axon. Gene Ontology annotation, biological process: acetylcholine biosynthetic process; neuromuscular synaptic transmission; choline transport.